GAUCGAUAGGAUACGAAGUUAAACGUACUCCAGCGACUUGUAUCUCAUAGUGUGCUGUAUGAUAAUGAAGGAAAACAAAAGCUAAGCGUUUAAAUUUCAGUGAAGUUCUUGUAUUCUUGUAGGCCUUGUAGGCGUUGUACGGUGAUCGAAGUACUGCAUGAUUCUGACUAUAAACGCUACUUAAGAUAUGGGCUGUUGUUAUAGUUGUAAAGAGGAUGGCUCCACGCAGGGUGGCGAAGUCAGUGAAAGGACACACUUGUUGGUAGAUCCUGUUAGCAAUAAUACAAAUAUUCAGAGAGUCCAAAGUGAUGACUUUAUUGGAUGUUAUUCAUCUUCCUUGCCAAAGAAGACUGAUGAACAGUCUGCUCUUAAUCGAAUCCUUCAGGAAACAGCAACUAAUGUUAUAGAUGUAGCAGCCUUGGAUUCACACAAUUUGGAACAGCAUGAAUAUCUGGAUAGAGUGAAGCAUUAUACCCAAAAAUUACAAUCCAUGUCUCGAUGGACACCACCUCGACGUCCACCAUGUCUCCUUGUGGACAUUCCAGCUCCAGAGAAACUGCUAGCAUCAGAACCUUUAACACAGCAAGAUAUGAAUUUGAUCACCACAACUGUAGAGGAGGCAAAUGCAGCUCUUGCAGAACUCCGAGUGGAACAUAAAGAAGACUUAGUUGUGCCAUUCAGAAUUCCUUGAGAACCCACAACCAAGGCAAAUCUUGUACAUUAUGGAUGCAGUAAAGAAUGGUUGAUAUCUGCCUCAAUUUUUCUGUGGGCAUAUAAAGGAUGUUCAAUUUGUGAUAUAACGGGCAACAUUUAUAUUUAAUGUAUAUGUAUAUAAUUCCUAACUGAAUGAUGUGAUAAGUGUACAAGCUGGGUGAAAUUGCAGACACUUUGAAGUUAAUGUAUAUCAUGUGACAGCUCGUCAUGUUCAUUGAAAUUGACAUUAAGCAUUAAGAAGUGACAUUCUCUCUAUGUUAGUAUGUCUGAUUGAAAAGGGUUUGUGUGUUUUUAACCCUUAGUAGAAUAUGUAAUCAUGUUUUUUUUAACAUCUGAUUACAUAUUAGUGUUAAAAACAUGGCACACGUAAGGUUCAUUAAAAUAUUGUUAUAAUGAACCUUGCAUCAGCAUUUUGAUACUAGAACUGCUUAAGGGAAAGAACUUUUAUGAGCUUCUGGUUGAAACAUGUAUGUGACUGAGAUUGCUGUUUGGAUAUUGUUUGUCUGACUUGUACUUUGGCUAAAGGGAUUGAAUUUAAUAGCGAUAACAAUGUGAGGUGAAAGCAUAGUUCAAUUAUGUGAGUGUAACUGGUGUGUAAUUAAAUCUUGUGAUAUUUGUGUUAAAGGCUUAUUUUGGAUUCAUUUUCUAAUGAUUUUUUUUAAUUGCUCUUCAGUAUGCUAUGCAACAUUUUUGUCACUGAUAUUAUUAAAGUUACUACCAUCCA
Molecule: messenger RNA, 1438 nt
Organism: Cryptotermes secundus
Lineage: Eukaryota; Metazoa; Arthropoda; Insecta; Blattodea; Kalotermitidae
Gene: Lamtor1
Product: ragulator complex protein LAMTOR1
Exons: 5
Coding region: 188-691 (167 amino acids)
Biological process (GO): positive regulation of MAPK cascade; positive regulation of TOR signaling; cellular response to amino acid stimulus
Cellular component (GO): late endosome membrane; membrane raft; Ragulator complex
Molecular function (GO): guanyl-nucleotide exchange factor activity; molecular adaptor activity
Source: RefSeq, a predicted model, not a curated record